Staurois parvus is the source of this 600-nucleotide messenger RNA. NCBI's taxonomy places the organism in Eukaryota, Metazoa, Chordata, Amphibia, Anura, Ranidae. The record is from the annotation of a GenBank genome assembly.
UGUCCGCAGUCUCUGGUCAUCUCCUGUACUGUCCGCAGUCUCUGGUCAUCCCUGUACUGUCCGCAGUCUCUGGUCAUCCCUGUACUGUGUCCGCAGUCUCUGGUCAUCCCUGUACUGUCCGCAGUCUCUGGUCAUCCCCUGUACUGUCCGCAGUCUCUGUCUCUGGUCAUCUCCUGUACUGUGUCCGCAGUCUCUGGUCAUCUCCUGUACUGUGUCCGCAGUCUCUGGUCAUCUCCUGUACCGUGUCCGCAGUCUCUGGUCAUAUCCUGUACCGUGUCCGCAGUCUCUGGUCAUCCCUGUACUGUGUCCGCAGUCUCUGGUCAUCCCUGUACUAUGUCCGCAGUCUCUGGUCAUCCCUGUACUAUGUCCGCAGUCUCUGGUCAUCUCCUGUACUGUGUCCGCAGUCUCUGGUCAUCCCUGUACUGUGUCCGCAGUCUCUGGUCAUCUCCUGUACUGUGUCCGCAGUCUCUGGUCAUCCCUGUACUGUGUCCGCAGUCUCUGGUCAUCCCUGUACUGUGUCCGCAGUCUCUGGUCAUCCCUGUACAGUGUCCGCAGUCUCUGGUCAUCCCUGUACUGUGUCCGCAGUCUCUGGUCAUCCCU